AUGGACAAAAGUGGUGUAGCAGCUCUGGUGGAGAUCCUGUGUAACGGAAGGCCGACUCUCCAGUGCGUGGCCGCGGCAGUGGUGUGUCACAUGACAGAGAAUGUAGCUGUGUGUGAGGAGCUGAUGCGGCACAGUGCCGUCCCGGUGCUGAUUCAACUCCUCAGCAGCCAGCAGCCUGAGCUCCACUCGCGCUGUGCUGUUAUACUGGCAGAUCUGGCCAGCCACAGUGGCCAGUACCAGACCCAUAUCGCUGACCUGGGUGGGGUGGCGCCAGUGGUGCAGCUACUGAACUCUGAGCUCCAAGACGUGCUGCUGAACGUUAUGCGGUGUGUCCGGGCUCUGUGUGUUGGUUGCCCCACCAACCAGACCGCAGUGGCUCUGUCUGGAGGAAUCCCACAGCUGGUUGAAUUCCUCACCGUGAACUCUGAGGUCAUGCAGGAAGAGGCCUGUCUGGCUUUGGCUGAGCUGGCCCGUGACCACAGGGAGAACCAGGAGCUGAUCUGUGGGGCUGGUGCCGUGAGCCCGCUGGUGCAGGUCCUGCGGACCAGAAAGAUGUCUGCCCAGAUCAAAGUAGCUAGUGCUAUUGAGGCCAUAGCGCACCAAAACCCUGCCAUACAGGAAUUAUUUCUGAAGAAGUCUGCUGCCAAAUAUCUUCUACGGGUCUCUAAGGUGUUCCACCAGCAGGCAAGAGAACAGGGGGCCACAGCUCUCUGGGCCCUGGCAGGACACACUCUGAAACAGCAGAAGCACAUGGCCAAGCUCAUGGGCUACCACUUCAUCCUGAACAUGCUCCUGUCCACCUCGGACAAAAUGCAGUACGUGGGUUGCCAGGCAGUGAUAGCCCUCAGCCGGGACAGCUGUACCCACCAGAAAGGCUUCUGCAAAGAAAACGGGGUGCCACCACUGGUGCGGCUGCUGCGUGGGUCCCGUACCACGGAGAGGACUCUCCUUGGUGUCAUCAGCGCCCUACGUAGCCUGUGCAUUGGGGUGGCUCACACUAACAAUGCAAAGAGUCAGAAGGUGAUUUAUGAGGAAAAAGCUAUUCCGACCCUGUUAGAGCUUCUGCAAGGCCAUGAAUCUCUGCAGGUUAAGGUCCAGGUCGCUCAGACUCUGGCUUGCAUCCUGUUAGGGAAUCAGGAGCUUCAGAAAUCCUUCUGGGAACAUGAAGACUUCUCCUACGAUGUCAUUGUGGAGCUUCUGCGAUCCCAAGACAGAAACAUCCGUCUGGAGGCAGGACACGCAUUGGCCUUGUUUGCGUACAAAAACCCAACUCAGCAGACAACAAUUGUGAAAAAGGGUGGUGUUCCGGUGCAGGCCUAUGAGGACUAUCUGAACUCAGAUGAUGAGACCGAGAAGGCCAAGGCUGCAUUUCAGAUAGUUGUGCUUGCUAAAGUGAUCACUGACUCUGACAAAGUGACACUCACUGCAAGAGGGAUCACUGUCCUGGUAGCAUUACUGCAAUCAGAAAAACCCACCACUGUGGUCAUUACAGCUCAGUUCCUGGCGAGCUUGGCUCACACCAGAGCUGGUGUUCCAGAUGCCCUCGUGGCCAUGGGAGCGAUAGGGUAUCUCACUGCCCACCUGCACUCUGGGAUAGAAGAGGUACACUUUGUAAAAAUAAUGAAAUAUUGCAUACUUAAAAAAUUAAGGAAAUAG
Molecule: messenger RNA, 1656 nt
Organism: Colossoma macropomum (tambaqui)
Lineage: Eukaryota; Metazoa; Chordata; Actinopteri; Characiformes; Serrasalmidae
Gene: ankar
Product: ankyrin and armadillo repeat containing
Exons: 11
Coding region: 1-1656 (551 amino acids)
Molecular function (GO): protein binding
Source: RefSeq, a predicted model, not a curated record